AUGCCACGAAACCUAUCCCUUGAAUUUACCCUUCCGGAGCUCGACAGGCAACAAGAUUCUGACCGAUCGUUGAUGGGAAACGUGCCUGUGCGAAAUGCAGCUGUGUUGCCCUGGUACAAGUCCAUCUGGAUGCAACAAAACGAGGACUUCCCCGAAUAUGCCGAACGAGUGAUCUCGCAGUUUAUGGUAUUCACAGUGCCGAGCUACUUGCAGCACCACAUCACAGGCGGCGAACCUAAUAAACCCAAGAAAUUACACGACAUUGCCGCGCUCGAUGGUUUGCGAGGAUGGGCUUGUCUUCUCGUGUUCAACUUCCACUUCUUCUUUACAUAUACAUGGCAUACACACAUAGGGUGGGGCUUUAAUAAACAGUACUUUGGAUUGCAUCAGCUACCUAUCAUACACAUGAUUUUCUCGGGCCACAUCAUGGUCGCCAUAUUCUUCGUUAUUUCCGGUUACGUCUUGUCCUACCGACCGCUCAAGACAAUUAGAAGCGGAUCCUUCGACCAGACCUUCUCAGUGCUGUCAUCAGCGACUUUUCGACGUGGGUUUCGUCUUUACAUUCCCUCUAUUGUCGGCUUGUUUUGCGUUUUCAUAGCAAUUCGCCUAGGUUUAUACAACUAUUCGCGUUGGGUUGUGGACAAGGGCCGAACAGUUACGGGGACGAAUGAACAGCACCCGAUUAUUUUGAAAUCAACCUACAUACAGCUUUGGGACUGGUAUUGGACGUUGUGUCGGUUAAUGAACUUCUGGGACUGGGGUCUUUUCUAUAACAAUUACAACCCUCACCUCUGGACAAUCCCUGUCGAAUUUCGCAGCUCGAUUGUGCUCUUUCUCGUAAUUAUCGGCGUCAGUCGGUUCACAACAAGGAUACGACUGGGAUUAGAGUUUGCGAUAAUCUGGUUUUGCAUGCGCUGGGGUCGUUGGGACGUGGUGCUUUUCUUGAGUGGCUUGGUGCUCGCUGAAAUCGACUUGAUAAACGGUAUUUGGAAUACCAAUACCAACACUUCUAAACCUGCAUCUGCUCCAGAUUUGGAGAAAUCUGCCGGAACCACUCCUAUCCAACAUUUCGCCCGGCGUUGCCAUCGCGAAAUCUGGAUCGGCGUGUUCAUACUAGGGCUAUACAUCGGCUCAUCACCGAAUCUGGGCGUGUUGCACACCCCGGGGUAUGUUUGGCUUGGUAAACUCACGCCGAAGACGUACCCAGAGCCUCAUCGAUUUCCACAAACGAUUGGCGCAGUCCUGAUCGUCGCAAGCAUCAAUAAUUCCAAAACCAUUCAGAAACUCUUCGUGAACCCGCUUUCUCAAUACCUCGGACAAGUAUCCUACGCCUUCUACAUCGUGCAUGGGCCAAUCUUACACGGCCUCGGCUAUACGUUGAUGCACAAUAUCUGGAAAGUAACCGGCCGCGAGACGGCAUUCCAGUUCUGUUUCGGCGGUCUUAUUGGAUGGAGCAUUUGCCUACCCAUCGCGCUUUGGCUGGCGGAUAUCUUCUGGCGAGCCGUCGAUGUUCCCAGCGUCAAGUUUGCGCGUCAGUUGGAGAGUAGACUGCUAGCUAAGUUCCAGGCGUCUUCGUAA
Talaromyces atroroseus is the source of this 1578-nucleotide messenger RNA. RefSeq lists its product as hypothetical. The transcript has a single exon. NCBI's taxonomy places the organism in Eukaryota, Fungi, Ascomycota, Eurotiomycetes, Eurotiales, Trichocomaceae. The record is from RefSeq and is a predicted model, not a curated record. The coding region runs from base 1 to 1578 and encodes 525 amino acids. Gene Ontology annotation, molecular function: acyltransferase activity, transferring groups other than amino-acyl groups. Gene Ontology annotation, biological process: polysaccharide biosynthetic process. Gene Ontology annotation, cellular component: membrane.